Messenger RNA from Conger conger (European conger), 8264 nucleotides. RefSeq lists its product as uncharacterized. Gene Ontology annotation, molecular function: DNA binding. The record is from RefSeq and is a predicted model, not a curated record. Lineage: Eukaryota; Metazoa; Chordata; Actinopteri; Anguilliformes; Congridae. The transcript has 2 exons. The coding region runs from base 275 to 7132 and encodes 2285 amino acids.
AAACUAACGAAACAGGCACGUGCACGGAGUCAAAGUAUGUGUGCAUAUUUUGGAAAGAAAAUUGUCAGUGGCGAAAUGAUCUGCGUUUGAUUACAUUUUGUUGUAACUACAAACCAUGAAAACAGAGCCUGAGGCCGAAGAAUCGGACUGCUGCAGCUAGCGUGCUAGCUAACUGGCUGUAAAAUCGAAAAGGACUGGUGCUGCAGUGGCAUACUGCAUUUCCUGAAACAACCCUUAAAGAAGUCUAAAAGGGCAUUGUGAGAGAAGACUCUGUAUGAUGUUUCAAGAGGAAGACGCGCAUCAUCGGGCUGGUAAAGACGAGGAGGAAGGUGGAAUGAACGUUGGAGGAAGAACGCAAGGAGAGAUUGGAGAACCCCCUGUGGGAGAUGUCCCACCAGCAGCUGUUGUCACAACACUCUCUGAGUACCUGCCCCACAGUAAAAAUCAGACUCCCAAAAAAAGGGGUAGACCCAAAAAGAUUUUGCUGCUGAAAGAGGUGAACCAGAGGGCAAAAGAUGUUUCAGAAAGGGGAGUAUUGCUUGCUGAUUCUGGUACAUUCAAAGCACCUUGCCAGCAACCGAGCACAAAUUUAGACACAGCCUUUGAGAAUGGUCCUAAAGGGUUAAGUAAUCAAGAACAAGGAAUUGCAUUAUCUACUAAGAAAUGUAGUAACAUGUUUAUGAAUACCUUAGCUGAUGAGCAACAGGUAACACCCACGAGUAGUGGACCCGUACCGACCGUUCAAGAUGACUUUCCUCCCUUUUCAGUUAGAAGGCACAGUAUGACAAAGUCAAACACUGAAACUCGGUCGAAGCAGGAUGCUACAGAGAGAAUGUGCAGAAAGCCUGAUAGAUACCCGGGAGGAGGGGAGGGGCGGAAUGUAGUUGCACACACGCCCUGGAUUAGCAAUCUCUCGGAAAAAGACAAAGUAACGGGUGAGAGUGAUGCUAGACUACAUGCCAGUGCCAGGCUGUUACAGAACUCUUGGGGGGAAAAAUGCCAGGGGCAAGGCAGAGAAAGGGGAAUAGCAAUUGAGCAGCAGGAAAAGAUUAUAAUGGCAGAAUCAGUGAUGCUGACAGAGACUCCGACAUGGACUUGUGAAGAAACCGAUAAAUUCAGAGACUGUCAUUCUUCAUCCGUUAUGCCUAAUGUAUCUCAAAGUGAUACGUUACAGUGUGCAGAGGAAGCAGUGAAAGGGCUGGUUGAUGCAGUAGUCCCACAUGAACCUAUGGUCAAACAUGGGCCAAAAGGUGGUCCACCAAAAAGAAGCAUGCUCUCAAAAAUGCAGGUUAGGCAAGCAGUAGGUGGUCCUAAGGAUCAUGGCAACUACUUUGAGGAGAAUAGUACAUGUGAAAAAAGGAACUCAAGUUUUUACCAAAGGAAAGGGAAACUUGGAGAAUGGAAGAUGAAAGAAAGUGAUAAAUCCUUUGAGAGUAUUCAAAUGGGCACUGCUGUAAACAAGGACUCAAGUAAAACCGAUGUAAGACUUGUAGACACUAAUGUGUGCCAGGUGCCCUCUGUAAGUUUUUCUAGCACAGGAUCUGACCCUGUAACUUGUCCUCAUGUAAAUCCAAAAAAGAAGGUUGGGCGGCCACAAAAGAAACAUGAAAAUAUUGAAACCGAGGGAACCAUCGGGAUUUUGGGAACUGACUGCAGUGUCUCUGUAAACGAAUCCGUGGAGACAUCUCUCAAGGACUUAAGUGACAAAAAGGCAUUGGAGAAAACUGACUGUGUUCAAAAAACGAAAAGAGGCAGAGGGAGAUAUGCUCGGAAGCCUGUCUGCAUAAUCCCACGUCAGGAACAAGUUGUGGGAAUGGUAAUUCAAAGCACAGCUGAGACUCGCACUCCGCCCAGGAAACGGGACCAGGAAGUAAUUGGAGGAAAACGGGUAACUGGUACAGAGUGUAAGGGGAGCACACUAUUGGAACUUAAAGCCACAGCUGUACCAACCCCAGUGAGACCUCUGCCACAUGUACAAAGGAAGCGAGGUUGCCGAAAGAAAAUCAUUUGCCUGAAUGAAAAGACUCCUAAUUCUUUUGAGCCCCAGAACUGUAGUGUUUCCCAGCAAGUUAUAUUGCCGCCAUCAAAAACUAAGAGUCAAAACAAAGGAAUGGCUGAAAUGUCCGCCACAUUCGGCAGUGUGAAGGCAACUGGUAAAGAGAAAAGUGCCGUGGUGAGGCAACGUGGCAAUGGAGGCAGUAUUGCUGUUAGUUGCAGGAACAGAGAGGCAGAAGUAAAAUUUAAACGUAAAAUUGGUCGGCCAUUCAAGAAAAAGACUCUAAUUAAAAUGGCAAAACAGUUAGAAUUACCGCAGUUAAGAACUGCGAAAGCCACUGACAUGUAUGAAGAGAAUCACCCAGAAAAUAUUCCUUAUCAAACUCACAAAUAUAGGCUAAAGCGGGAAAGAAAGACAGUGGAGUUGUAUUCACAAGUAUCACAAUUGAGAAGGUACAGUCGGGCAUGCAAAUUGAAUGCAAAUUACUCCGCUGAGAAGCAGGAACACCAUCCUGCUAGUAGCCGUAAACGCCUUUUGUCUUCUGUCUCCAAGAUCCCUAUUCCAAAUUUGGAUUCAGAAAAAACUUCAUCUUCAGCUGUUCUCUCUGUUACUAAGAAGGGUACAGUGACCACCAAAUCUGAAGGACGUGAUUCUCUUAAAGUGACUUGGAAAAAAGGAAAGCAUCUAAAGAACAAAAUGAAACGUAAAGUGAAUAUUAAAGUUGAAGAAAUUCAGCAACCAGUGUUGACUGCAUUAUCAAAGAUAAAAAAUCCCAGUGCCUUCCAGGAAAUUCUACCUAUGCUUUCAAAAGAGACCACAGCUGUGUCAGGGUCUGCCCGCUCAACUGAGAAGAAGCCGUUGACAAAUUGUAAAAUGCGAAGUAAAGCAAAACAAAUAAAUCAAUUGCAGUUCAGUGCAGAAAGUGGCCAGUCACUCCGCGCACAGUCUCUCUGUCAAAUUCACAAUGAUACUGCAGCAGCUAAAGUCGCAUUACCAGUGCUAAUCCAUAAAGCUGAGUUUGAAGAGAUUGGAGUGAUGUCCCAUAAAGGUACCCAUAAUGUAACAGUGAAGAAGAUUCAGGGAAAAGGUAGAAUGUCUCAGAAAAAAGUCACUGUCAAAUGUGAGCCAGGACUAGAUGCUGCUGUGAUUAAUGACUCGGAGUCUCACUCACCAUUCUUACCAUCUCAAAGGUUUAUUGAGUCCACUAAAUCUGGUGAUAAAGGACCACAAAUCCAUGGGAGACAACGUAAGAAUGAAGCAUUGGUUCCAACUGUGAAAUUUAGGGAAGAAGUGAAAAAAGAUGUGGCUUAUGAGUCAUUAACAGAUCAAAGUUAUCAUCCUUCCCAAGAAUGCCCCUUGCAAUCCCCUGGCAAGGUUAUGUCCUGUUUGAAAAUUUCUGCAAACAGUGAAAUGAAGAGACCACGGAAAGUGGACAGACGACGGAAAUGGUUUAGACAUCAGAAAGCUCAAGAACUUAAGGCAUUGUCCGAGGUAAAACCCACAGAACCAGUUGGACAAUUUACUUCGCAGAUUGAUAGCAGGGAGGAGGUGCUUAGUGUCACACAAAAACAUUUGAGUAAAAGAAAACUAGAAACUGGUGAUCAGCUUUUUAAUGAUUCUGAUCCCUUUACAAAAAGGCCUCGAAAGGCAGUUGGCUCAAGGAAGAGACGCAGGAGAAAAAGAUCCUGGUGGGAUGACAGGGGAAAGGGUAAGGGAGAAAUACCUGACGCCAUGCUUAAGCCGUCUUUGCCAUCCGUUGAAGGCAAAGCAGAAGUAGAAGUCGUUGUGAAAUCGGAUUUUGAUGUGAAAAUUACCGCUAAUCAGGAGUCAAAUACUUCAUAUCAGCAUAAGAUGCAAAACUCAAAUGAACUCCCCUCACAUACCCAAGUAGUGCCACAGAGAUCUGGGACAGACAGAAUUUCAGAGGUAGUCUAUUUUUCUGACCAAAUCAACCUGUCUACAAGUCACAAUACUGAAAAGUCUCAGAACAAUAUUUUUGCUGAUGAAACUGAAAAGAAGCCAUUUCACGAUAACAGUAUUUCAGAAAAUCAAAGAUUGGCGAGUGAUCCAGAAAAUCAAGAUGAUCAAACUUUGCCAAUUAAGAAUUUAGGACCACUGCCAGAACCAUGCAAAAUAACUGUUGACAUGGCAUCUGAUGAGCUUCAAGAAAAAGAAAGGUGGAACGAAACAAAUACUUCAACAUCUCCUGCUUUAAACGAUGAAGUGAACACGCUUGAGACUGAUAGUCUAGAACCAGAUCCACUUGUAAAAGCAGAGCUUACAAGACAAAAGUCGAGAUCCAGAAAUGAAGACGACCGACAGACGCAAAUUGUAACAACUGAAGAAAAUGCUUUGAGAGAUCACUCGGUCCUGCUGAAUCCCAAAGAGGUAGACCAAGUGGAAACCAAAGUUGAAAUGUUUGUGUCUUCAGAAUCAAAAACCUUAAAUCCAGCAAACCUGAGGUCCUCCAAAAUGCUUAGUGAGGAAGAUGGAUUAUGUGAUGUCUUUCUGAAUACCCCUGAUGUUGAGAAAGAACAGACAAUGUCUCUGCAGCAAAAGGUAUUGAUACAGGACCCUCCACUAGAUAAAAAAGGGUGGGAAAAGGAUGGCGUGGAACAAAGUGACCAAGAAGUGGAGGAAGGAUACGUUGAGGAAGACACUGUGGAGAGCAUGGAAGAAGAAGAAUUGCCUGUAACUAGUCAUUCUAAGGCUCGACGUCCAGGACGCCCAGCUAAGGACAAAGGGAAGAAGCCGAUAGAGUGCCAAUUCUGUGGCCGUCCUUUUCAUCACAUCUCGGCCUAUGUCAUUCACCGCCGUGUCCAUACAGGAGAGAGGCCCUACAGCUGCCAGGAGUGUGGAAAAACCUUUGCUCAACUCUCAAAUCUUAACACUCAUAGAAAAACGCACAAGGUCUCUGGCGAUCUCCAUGGACUGCUUUCCGAACAAGAGGAACUUCUUGACCAUUGCCAGAAGCAUGCCCCAGGACCAGAAAAGCGGGACCAUUUGACCAGGCAAGCGGGCAAUGAAGAAGGUGGGGAUAAGAAGCAAUAUCGUUCCUUUCCUUAUUCAAAAGAUGGGAAGCCCCAUAUAUGUUCUGUGUGUGGAAAGGGAUUUCGCUACACCUCUAUGCUGAAGAUCCACAUGCGUGUCCACAGUGGGGAAAAGCCUUACUCCUGCAAAGUUUGUGGCAAGUCCUUCAGCCAGGCAUGUAGUGUUAGUGUUCAUGAAAAAAUACACUGGUCAAUAAAGCCGUACGUUUGUAACUUUUGUGGAAAAGGAUUUUCUCAGCUCGGAACACUGAGAACUCAUUUUUACUCACACGUGGGAGUAUAUAAAGACGGUGGUAAGCAGUUAAGCAACAAGGUGACAUUCCAGUGCCGAGCCUGCAACAAGAGCUUUAGUAUUUGGCAUCAGUAUAACUUCCACCUAAAAUCACAUCUUGAUGUCCAAUUUUUUGCUUGUGAUAUCUGUGGUCGGCAAUAUAGGCAGAUGUGUGACCUCAGCUUCCACCGCCAAUCCUGCGGCAAGCAGAUUAUAGAGGAGACUGUACGUCAUACACUUGAAUCUGACACUUUGCAGGAAUCCAGAAAGCUAAAAGGUCAGCCAUUUCAACCGCAUGUGCUACAGUAUUCACAGCUCCAAAGCAACUAUCAGCAUCAGCGACAGGGCAAACAAGCAUUUUCUCCAAGUGAUCUAACAUCUCAGAGACCGCUUUACCAGUUACCUGAACGUAAAACCUUGAAACCUGAAUUGAUGAAUCCUCAACCACAAAGAGAUGCUUCCCAGCAGAGGAACCAUUCUUCAAGGAGUAAAUGCUGGCAGAUGCCUAACCCUGCCUAUUCUCAAAUGAUCAUAAAAUCCCCUCGUAAACGUCACCCUUCAAGGCACCCUCUCUCAACGUCAGUUCAUCUAGAUCGUAAAUUUGACCCAAGGAAGUAUUUGUGCCCACGCUGUGGUCGACUCUUUAGGCACUUAGGGAGGCUUAGAGCCCACAUGCUCACCCAUAUCCGUGGUCACAGCUAUACCUGUGGGCGCUGUGGAAAAACGCUGGAAAAUUGGAACAAGUUCUGGCUGCACCAACGUGUCCAUCGACAGAAACAAGGACGGUUCUUCUGUCCUAAGUGUGGUCAGGGCUUCCGCUUUGCUGGAAUGUACAAACAGCAUUUGCAGGAACACAAGGAGCUUACAGUUUUUGCUUGUUCCUCAUGUCCGCAAACAUUUUCCCAUCAAGAAGCUUUGAAGGCUCAUCGGAGAGACCAGCAUAAACCACAUAAGUGUAAUGUUUGCGGAAAACGUUUCCACCUUCAGGGAAACUUGCAGCGACACAACCUUGUACAUCGUCAUACCCACCCAGAAUGUUGUCCUCACUGCAGUCUGUUAUUCGCCAGUGUCACUUGCCUGCAGGACCACAUGAUGACUCAUAAAAGCCCAGCUGGCCCUCUCUUGGAUAUGUCAGCACAACAAAAUGUACUGCCAUACCAAUGUGGGGAAUGUGAAUCCAGUUUCAAAAACUUGGAUUUGCUCUUCCGCCAUCAGCUCUCCCACCCUCCCCCCAGGGACAGGAAGCCUUGGCGUAAUGGAGAGAUUGUUGGCCUGCAAAAGAAGAGUCCAUAUGUCUUUGCCCCACUGGAUGAUCCAAGUGUGUACCCUAGUUCCUCAUCUUCAGUUGCCCAGGUUUCUGCUCAUUACACUAAUCCAUCUUCCCACGAGGGUUCUGUGAUCAGCCAUACUUAUUCUCCUGAUCAUUUUCAGCUGGCAAGCAACAAGCCCAGUCACCCUAGCAAACUUCCAUCUCUGGAAAACAACGCACACCUACCUCAGACACUGUCACCCUCUGCAGCUGUGCCUUUUUCUGACUCUCAACCUCUCCCACAAUAUCCCCAGACAAGUACAUCCGUCCAGUCCCCGAGCCAUAACCAGGAUCAAACGUCUCACAAAUGUGAAAAACCAUUUCCCCAGAAGCCACUCCGUACCUAUGAGAAGUCCAAGAGAGGUGUCCCUAGUGCCCCUAGUGUCAAACCCCAUAAUGAAGAGGACUGUAGGGACAGUAUAGCAUGUGCUGAGUGUGGGGCACAGUUUAAUGUUGUUCCAGAAUUAUAUGAGCAUUACUUGCAGCAUGCCAGGGGAGAGCUAUAAGAAACUAUAAAAUACAGAAAUGUUUUGGAAAGACUAAAAGUUAAUUAAUUUACGUCUACUGUUUUGGACAAAGAACCUCUUACCCCCCCCUUGGUACAUGUAAAUAUUCCGUUAUUUUUAUUCAUGAUUGUCACAUGGGUAAGGGGAAUGAUUACACAAUACCUCAGUGGUAUAGACAAGACUUGCAAUACUGGCCUGUUAGGAUAUAUUUGUGAUUGGGGGGAAAGGAUAGUGCUGUGUGGCGAUUGCACACAUCCCAAAUAUUGCAGGUAUCUUGGUAUGCUUUUCUAAAAAUACGAGUUAUUUACUUAGAAAUCACCAAUCAUCAUUAAAUGUAUUCCUUGUGCUGCCUCUGGGCAUUAAAGUGUAAUGGUUUUGUAUUACCUUGACUGAGAUCUUUGAGUUAAUUUUCAGUACACCUUAAAAUGUCUCCAUUUGUAUUAUUUUUAUUCCCAUUAGUUUUUUUUUUCUUCCUAUUUCCUCUUGUAAAUCUACCACAAAGACAUUUCAGAUGGUAACACAUUAAAAUGGGUACUGUGAUGUCAUUUCAGUUGUUGAGCAUUGUUUAAACUGUGAAGUCAAAUGUAUGUCUUAAGAUUGAGUUGUGCAGCAUAUACACAUUGCAUCAUUUGUGCCCUAGGACAUUCUCACUGCAUCAAAUGGGCUUAUAAAAAUGUAUUGAGUGUCCCCAUGUCCUUGGAGAGGAGCGACAGAAAGUGUCUUUGUAAUAUUAUAUUACAUGGUGUUAUUUGUUUUACAGUGUUUACAGUUGAGACAAAACUGACUGCGCAUUGUCUUGCAAAAUGUUUUUUUUCGUUUGCUUGUGUCAGAGAACUUGGUUGCUGAUGUAAGUUAACGUAUAAUUAGUGUUUUUGCAAGAAGUUUGAGGUAGAUUACUGUAUUUUUUAUUUACUUUUUGUUUGUUCCACCUGAAGCAUAUAAUCAGGUGAGCCAAUGUGAUCUUUAAACAAAAAUGUUUUUCGUUUUAAAGUGGGAGCAUUGCAAAGUAGAAGUCCACACAACACCACACCAGUUUGUACAGUUUUAAAGAGGUUCCUUUUUUUAUCUCUUGUAAAUAUCUUGAAGAAAGUUGUUGACAAGGUUAACCAAAUAAAGCAAAGAGUUUUACUAA